This is a messenger RNA of Hyla sarda, 884 nucleotides long. RefSeq lists its product as uncharacterized. The coding region runs from base 81 to 875 and encodes 264 amino acids. The transcript has 2 exons. NCBI's taxonomy places the organism in Eukaryota, Metazoa, Chordata, Amphibia, Anura, Hylidae. The record is from RefSeq and is a predicted model, not a curated record.
UAAAAACAGCAAAAAUCCAAAAUGAGACAGGUGGCCAAAGAAAGCAAAACUAAUCCUAAAUAUUUUUUUUAGAUAUAUAAAUGCAAAAAAAAACAAGGACAGAGCAUGUAGGACCCCUUAAUAAUGAUAAUGGGGAGGUUGUCACAGGCUAUAAAGAGAAGGCGGAGCUACUGAAUGGGUUCUUUAGUUCUGUAUAUACUAAAGAAGAAGGAGCUGACAUUGGACAGGUCAGUGCUGGUAACACAUCAUGUAAUGUACUGAACUGGCUUAAUGUAGAGAUGGUACAAGGUAAGUUAAGUAAUUUAAAUGUAAGCAAAUCUCCAGGACCGGAUGGACUACACCCAAGAGUUCUUAGAGAGGCAAGUUCAGUAAUAUCUCUACCCCUGUUCAUGAUAUUUAGAGAUUCACUGGUGUCUGGUAUUGUGCCAAGGGACUGGCGCAAGGCGAAUGUGGUGCCAAUCUUCAAGAAGGGCUCUAGGUCUUCCCCAGGAAACUAUAGACCGGCAGCGCCACCGCAGACCAACUUUUUUGCACUAUUCUCAAGUCUACUGCCGACCUCUUAUCGAGUACCCGGCUGGAUCCUGCAGGCUGCAGCCAGAGACCAUCUGACCCCACACGGAGGGGUGAUAUGCACAUAUCGAGCCAUACCCCAGGUGAGUACAACUAGCAUGGGGGUUGUGGAUCAGGAUUAUCCCACUGAAUUACGCAAGGCGCUAUCCUCUCCCUGUCUCUUUUUCUCUUUUCUACAUAGUGAUGUUUUGAGGGGGCGUGUCUGCUGCCGCUUCAUGCGGUGGUCGACACCAGCUAUCUGGCCGGAGAGCCUGGCCCCCGUACAGAGAGAUCGCCGGUCGGCCCCAGCGGUCGGACCCCCGUGAUCUCAAACU